Messenger RNA from Williopsis jadinii, 1274 nucleotides. RefSeq lists its product as uncharacterized. The transcript has a single exon. Bases 36 to 788 code for a protein of 250 amino acids. Gene Ontology annotation, molecular function: metallopeptidase activity; protein binding. The record is from RefSeq and is a predicted model, not a curated record. NCBI's taxonomy places the organism in Eukaryota, Fungi, Ascomycota, Saccharomycetes, Phaffomycetales, Wickerhamomycetaceae.
GAACAGCAUAGACGACAGAGGAACAACCGAAAGUAAUGUCCGUAAAGCUAAGUCCCCUGGUUCUGCUAAACAUAUCUGACUCGAUACAGAGAAAUCUAUCUCACGUGGGGUGUCUGAGGGGUUACAAGGCCGAUGACGGGAUCUUUAUACUCAACUCCUUCGAAGUCCCAGUAUCAAAGGAUGGCUCAUUAGAUGUAGAGCUACUCACGCUGAGAAACUCGCUGCUGUCACAGAUCUACCCUGAAGAAGGUGGCAUCAUUGGCUGUUACAGGGUAUCUGAUGAUUUGAGAUUCGAGCCUGUGGAUGGGUUGGAGGGUGAGUUUACACUGGUGUUCAGUGCAGAUUUGGCGGUGAACAAGGACGGCAAGUACUUCAAAGUGUUCGAUUGUAAUGGACAGGAGCUGAGGUGUGAGAUAGUACAUUCUGGAGAUGAAGCCGUAAACACCGUCUUAUCCCUGAGGGACUCAAACACUGAAAUGUCACAGAGUAAAGACAUGGUUGACACACAGAGAGACGUUUUACUCAUCGUCAAACAGCGGGUCGAGACAUUAAUACAACACCUACAAUCAGAGUGCUUGGACUACGAUACCUUACGCAGGGUAAACUCGCUGUGCCAUAAGCUACAGUACACCGUUGACGACGAUUUGAAGACAUCGCUUGUACAGCUGGAGAAUGAUUACAAGAUAGUCCAAAGCACUGGUCUCAUACAUUCAAACAUCACCAGUUUAGAAAAUGCAAAGUACUCCAAAUUGACAAAGGCAGCGAACAGUAACUAUGGCACCAAUUAAUCAGAAUUAUACCUUUUUGGCUAACGUUUACCUUUCUUCUUCUUGCCCUUCUUGGCUGGAGCGGUCUUUGUAGUUGCUUGUUCCUUUGGUGUUUCCUUUACAGGCUCAACGGGUUCCUCUUCAAUCUCUGCAUUGGCAAGUACACUUGAAAACCCUCUGAGCUUUGAUGAUUUGGUCUCAUGGCUCGUCUCAACAUCACCUGAAUUGUCUACCUGUUUCUUACUUUUCUUACUGUUCUUACCAUUCUUGUCUCCAUGUGUUAUCACAACACCAUGAGGCCCAAGCGCAGUCAGCACUCUAGACAGAUCUUUAACCUUAUGCGUCUUAAGCUUGUAUAAUACCCCGGAGGUGGGAUCAAACACUUUGAAGCUUACAAAGCUCUCAGCCUUGUGCUUGGAUAUCUUAUCACUGUUGUCCUUUUUCGUGUUAGAGCCAUAUGUUAUUGAGAUCCUGGUCUGUGAAAGGUUGGCCGUUAGUAAAUGAGUC